GGAAAAGUCACGGGCACCAUGACGCACACUCCAAUGAGACUCACCAUGAAGAGGUGGCGCCCAUGGAGCUCUACCCCAGUUUCAGCUCAAUGUGCCAUCGCUGUCGUGUCUCAGUGUGCGGGAGUCUUUUGUUCUGUAAAGAAUCUGUAAAUAUGGAUGAUGACGUGCACAGAGGAAAACCCAUCCCUGCGAGCAAAGUGCAUGAAGGGGGGGGGGGUGUUCCCCCACCAUGGCCCCAGUCCUCUGCCCCGUCAUUGGUCGCCACAAAACCUCCAUCCGUUUAAAACCAGACACCACUUUCUUCCUUCCCUUCACACAGCACAACCCCUAAAAAAAACAGACAGACCGCGAUCCAUGUUUCAGGAUGUCCACGUCAUGAUCUUCAUCGGCUUCGGGUUCCUGAUGACCUUCCUGAAGAGAUACGGGUUCAGCAGCGUGGGCUUCAACUUAGUCCUGGCUGCCUUCGGCCUGCAGUGGGGCCUCCUCACGCAGGGCAUCUGGCACCUGGAUGACGGCAAGAUCAAAAUAAACAUCUUCAAAAUAAUCAACGCAGACUUCAGCACAGCUACAGUCCUGAUCUCCUUCGGAGCCGUUCUGGGUAAAACCAGCCCUGUGCAGCUCCUCAUCAUGACCGUACUGGAGAUCACCAUCUUCUCCAUCAAUGAACACCUGGUGGCCAAUGUCCUCGGAGCUAACGAUGUUGGAGCAUCCAUGAUCAUCCACGCUUAUGGAGCCUACUUUGGCCUGGCAGUGGCUCGAGUACUUUACCGACCAAGUUUAAGAAACGGACAUGAAAAUGACGGAUCUGUUUAUCACUCUGAUAUGUUUGCUAUGAUUGGAACCGUCUUCCUGUGGAUGUUCUGGCCCAGUUUUAACUCGGCCAUCGCUGAUCCGGGCUUCAGUCAGCUCACAGCCGUGAUCAACACCUACCUCUCGCUGGCUGCCUGUGUGCUCACUGCCUACGCCGUCUCCAGCCUCGUGGAGCACAAAGGAAAACUGGACAUGGUGCACAUUCAGAACGCCACGUUGGCUGGGGGCGUUGCUGUGGGAACAUGUGCGGACAUGAACAUCGGGCCAUUUGGAGCCAUGCUGAUUGGAUUUGUGGCUGGCAUCAUCUCUACCCUGGGCUUCAAGUUCCUAACUCCCAUCCUGGCAUCCAAGCUGGGCAUCCAGGAUACCUGCGGUGUCCACAACCUGCACGGCAUGCCCGGCAUCCUGGGCGGGUUGGCUGGUAUUGUGGCUGUGGCUUUGGGGAAAAAAAAAGGAGGUGACGCUGCCAUGCAAGCUGCCGCCUUGGCUUCGUCCCUCGGGUUCGCUUUGGUUGGAGGUGCUGUUACAGGUUUAAUAAUGAAGUUGCCGUUCUGGGGCCAGCCUCCGGACCAGAACUGCUUCGAUGACUCUAUUUACUGGGAGGUUCCUGAGGAGGAUGAGGAAAACGAGGAGAGCUUGGCUCACGCCGAUCACUCAAAGAACAAAGCAGAGGUUUAAAUAUCUGCUCACCGUCCACUGAGCUGAAGAAGGAAAGACAUCUUUAAACAGCUUCACCGUCUAAAGAUGUCAAUUUCUCAAUUAUAUUGGAUUUUUGGUUUGGUUGGAUUUUUUUUUUUACACUGAAAGUUGUGAUGAAAACACAGCAUAGAUUCACUGUUGAUACACUUCCAUAGGUUUUUUCUUUAUUUUCUUUUUAUAUUAUAAAAAGCAUUAAAGCAUGUUUUUAAGAUAUUAGUAUAGUGUGUAUUUCUUUUUCAUACAUUUUUCCUUACACGUGGCAUAUGUAUUUCUGCUAAGGCUUACACUUGCUUUGAUCUGCUGCUUCACAUCACCUCACUGGAGCCCAGUCCUUCUGCAAGGAGUCAGAGUCAGACUGUGUGAAGCCAGCAGCGAGGCUCUGACAUGGGCAGGGAUAGUAGUAUGAUAUGUUGCAUCUAAUAAACCUUCGCAUUGCUUAUCUCCCACUGCUUACCAUUGUCUAUCUAUCUGAUGGCAGCUGUACAAUUGUCUUUAAUGCAAUGAGGAUGAAUGCAUUGAGCAUUAGAUUGGUUGUCUCUAGGCAAGCUGAAGUCCAUUUUUUCGUUUGCUUUCUAUUUACAUGCAAUGUAUUCACACAUGUACAUACAGUUUAGCUUUUAGAUGGAUUGACAAGGUCAGUUUUAUCAAAGUCCUGCAAUUCUAUAAAAGAGCAACUGGUACUGGAUAAUUCAACAGGAACUUACAAACUGAUUCAUAAAUGGCUUUUAAAUGAGGUGGAAAUGUGAUGAUAAAUUAAAAAAAUUACCAUUCAAUCUCUUUAGGUGAGUUACUGUUGGGUUUUUUUUUCAUUCUGAGUUUUGAAACAUCACACCUGCAACAAUCCUCUUAGAGAGCAGCCAUUUCUUACUUCUUAAUAUCUUUUUAAGCUGCAUGGUGUCUGAGUACUGAAUGAUAGGUUUCUUUUAAAUAUAGGACUGCAGGACUAAAUGGAACUGACUACACAUACACGAGUGUUAAUCAAUAUUUUUGGUUUGUCAAAUGAUGUAUGAUGCCCAGAACACUGAAACACAUCAAGAUUUUGUAUUUUUAUACAGUGGGCCUGUGCUCGUAUUUGUAUAAUAUACUAAUACUGUCAUAAUAAAUAUGUUUUUGUACAAUA
Messenger RNA from Cottoperca gobio, 2629 nucleotides. RefSeq names its product Rh associated glycoprotein (gene rhag). The record is from RefSeq and is a predicted model, not a curated record. Bases 157 to 1488 code for a protein of 443 amino acids. Gene Ontology annotation, molecular function: ammonium channel activity. Gene Ontology annotation, cellular component: plasma membrane. Gene Ontology annotation, biological process: ammonium transmembrane transport; ammonium homeostasis. NCBI's taxonomy places the organism in Eukaryota, Metazoa, Chordata, Actinopteri, Perciformes, Bovichtidae. The transcript is spliced from 11 exons.